AUGAGUUGCAGUGGUUUGGAAGGUUGUGGCAGGCUUGUUUCAUCAAAAACAAAUAUCAGUGAAUGUUUUGGAAGCCCGCAAACUAACAUGGAUGAACCCAAAUUCUGCAAAUUCUUACGUCAUCGUCGUCCUUGGAAAGAAAAAGCACAGGACGAGCAUCAGGCGCAAUAUGGAAGAACCGUAUUACAGAGAGGUCUGUUAGAUAAACUUGAAAUUAUGCUUAGUACCCAAAGUGUGGGGGACUACCGGAAUGGCUUCACCGGCGUGAUACCACGGCCUUACAGGAAACCGGCGUGGAAUGACCAUCGUGUUGUGUUUCGCCAUAUGAGUGGGGCUCCCGGAGGCAUAAUCCUUGCUCACCCCCUUUCCUCCCCAACACCCCUUAUCCCCAAUAUGCAGUACUUCAUGUUCGAGUUAUACGUAAGCAUCAGAGACAUACAGCGGUCGAGUAUCUGGCUGGCUGUGAUGGAACCUCGGUGUUGUGCCCCUCCACGACUCAUGGGGGAAGCCACCAUCGACCUCGGCGCUGUGUGGUCACAACCACACGGAUUACCUGAUGGUAAGCAAUUAUCGCCGCCCAUGGAGACACCCGCAACAGAGGAGUUACGAGUGCGUUGCCCACCUUUGAGGGAUAAGGGAUUUGGGAGAUUAAGGGAUUGGGAGUAA
Molecule: messenger RNA, 666 nt
Organism: Spodoptera exigua (beet armyworm)
Lineage: Eukaryota; Metazoa; Arthropoda; Insecta; Lepidoptera; Noctuidae
Source: the annotation of a GenBank genome assembly